UUGUUCCGGUUGUACUUGAUAGUUGAUCAUACUCACUUCCUUAGGACACCUCAUCUUUUCCCUAUUAUCUGUACUGUUAUUGAGUUCUUCACAGCUUUUCUAACAGCUGUAACAUUCCACAAUGGUUAUAGCGAGUUUGACCCGAAUACUCUUCCGUUCAAUCUUUCACAGGAGCAGUUGGAUUACAUGUCAAUGAGGACAGUUGCAUCUUAUAAAAUGAAAACCUUCAAAGAAAUAUUUUAUCCGGUGUAUUUCGUUUCGUUGGCUCUGCUAGUUGGAGUUUUGAUUGUAUUAACUGCUCUUGAGAUCGUUCGUACUAUCCAUAAGAAACAAAGCCUUAUGUCUACCGGUGCAUCCAAUCAUCAUCUGAAAGUGCUCAAAACCCUAACGAUCCAGGUGGUUUGUACCCUUUCCUUGUCUUUCAUUGCUCCUUUCGCAAUAGCCCUUUCUAUCUUUAUCCCUAUAAGUUCAACCGUAGUUUAUGGUUGCUCGUUACUGUUGGGUACUAACUCUUUGGUCCAGUCUGUUCUCAUCAUCUGUUUGAACCCAGUUUCCCGGAAAACUGUUCUGACUCUCAUCUGCUUUCAUAAACCUGAAUCACGAAAGACUACUGUACGAGUAGAUGUGAAGUAG
Auanema sp. JU1783 is the source of this 633-nucleotide messenger RNA. Lineage: Eukaryota; Metazoa; Nematoda; Chromadorea; Rhabditida; Rhabditidae. The record is from the annotation of a GenBank genome assembly.